Messenger RNA from Pygocentrus nattereri (red-bellied piranha), 2532 nucleotides. It is a transcript of the gene xpr1a, whose product is annotated as xenotropic and polytropic retrovirus receptor 1a. Gene Ontology annotation, cellular component: Golgi apparatus; cytoplasm; plasma membrane. Gene Ontology annotation, molecular function: inositol hexakisphosphate binding. Gene Ontology annotation, biological process: phosphate ion transport; cellular response to phosphate starvation. The coding region runs from base 172 to 2250 and encodes 692 amino acids. The transcript is spliced from 15 exons. The record is from RefSeq and is a predicted model, not a curated record. NCBI's taxonomy places the organism in Eukaryota, Metazoa, Chordata, Actinopteri, Characiformes, Serrasalmidae.
UCUCUCUCUCUGAUCCUUCAGGCUGAGUUUAUUUACUCCGCGCGGACCUGCAGCGAUGGCGCUGUGCGCGCGAUAGACACACGCGCACACACAGGCAGCAGAGAGACUAUAGGAGCGGAGGAGUGAGAGAGAGUGAGAGAGUGCGCGAGACUGUUUGUUUGGACCCUGAAGAUGAAGUUCGCUGAGCACCUCUCAGCCCACAUCACCCCGGAGUGGAGGAAGCAGUACAUCCAGUAUGAGGCGUUUAAAGAGAUGCUGUACGCAGCGCAGGACCAGGCGCCCUCCGUAGAAGUGACGGACGAGGACACGGUGAAGCGAUAUUACGCCAAAUUCGAGGAGAAGUUUUUUCAGACCUGUGAGAAGGAGCUGUCCAAAAUCAACACCUUCUACUCAGAGAAGCUAGCGGAGGCCCAGCGGCGGUUUGCCACUCUGCAGAAUGAGCUGCAGUCGUCACUGGAUGCUCAGCGGGAGAGUAACGCUCCGAGCCUGAGGAACCGCAGGAAAACGGUCUUCCCCCUGACCCAUGAGGAGCGCAACAAGCACCGAAACAUCAAAGACCUGAAACUGGCCUUCAGUGAAUUCUACCUCAGCCUCAUCCUACUGCAGAACUACCAGAAUCUGAACUUCACUGGUUUCCGGAAGAUUCUGAAGAAGCAUGAUAAGAUCCUGGAGACGUCGCGUGGGGCGGACUGGCGCGUGGCUCAUGUGGAGGUGGCUCCAUUCUACACCUGCAAGAAGAUCACACAGCUCAUCUCAGAGACUGAGACGCUGGUGACGACGGAGCUGGAGGGGGGCGAUCGGCAGCGAGCCAUGAAGAGGCUGAGGGUGCCUCCACUAGGAGCUGCGCAGCCUGCUCCUGCAUGGACGACGUUCAGAGUGGGGCUGUACUGUGGGGUCUUCAUUGUCCUGACCGUAGCCUUCGUCCUCACAGGUGCUGUUUUCUUCCAUGAUAAGAACAUCUGGCCGAUGGUGCGGAUGUAUCGCGGCAGCUUCUUGCUCAUCCAGUUCCUCUUCCUGUUGGGCAUUAACACGUACGGCUGGAGGCAGGCGGGGGUCAACCACGUCCUCAUCUUCGAGCUGAAUCCCCGCAGCAACCUGUCCCACCAACACCUGUUCGAGAUUGCAGGCUUUCUGGGAGUUCUGUGGUGUAUCAGUAUACUAUCGUGUCUGUAUGCUGACUCCACUGGGCUGCCCAUGCAGGCGAACCCACUGGUCCUGUACGGCCUCAUGCUGCUGUUCCUCAUUAACCCCUUCAAAACCGCGUACUACAAAUCACGCUUCUGGCUCCUCAAACUGCUGUUCCGCGUCUUCACGGCUCCGUUCCACCGGGUUGAGUUUGCGGAUUUCUGGCUGGCGGAUCAGUUGAACUCCCUGGUGAUCGUGCUGAUGGAUCUGGAGUAUCUGGUGUGUUUCUACAGCAUGGAGCUGCAGUGGACUGAAGUGGACGGACUGCUGCCCCACAGCACAGGUGAUGGGAAAUGUCACAGUUACUCUUACGGACUGCGCGCAAUCAUCCAGUGUUUACCUGCCUGGCUCCGAUUCGUACAGUGUCUCAGACGCUACCGAGACACCAAGAGAGCCUUUCCACACCUGGUGAAUGCUGGGAAAUAUUCCACAACCUUCUUUGUGGUGGCGUUUGCAGCCCUCUACAGCACGCACAGAGAUCAGGACGACGCUGAUGCCGAGGCCUUUUUCUACCUGCUGAUCUUGUUCUCCACCAUCAGCUCUCUGUACACACUGAUCUGGGAUCUGAAGAUGGACUGGGGUUUGUUCGACCGGAACGCAGGAGAGCACACCUUCCUCCGCGAGGAGAUCGUCUACCCACAGAAGGCGUAUUACUACUGCGCCAUUGUGGAGGACGUGAUCCUGCGCUUCGCCUGGACGCUGCAGAUCGCACUGACCACCAUGACCAACAUCCCCUCCAUCCCUGACAUACUGGCCACCGUCCUCGCUCCACUGGAGGUCUUCAGGCGAUUCGUGUGGAACUUCUUCCGCCUGGAGAACGAGCACCUGAAUAACUGUGGUGAGUUCCGGGCGGUGAGGGAUAUCUCCGUAGCGCCGCUGAACGCAGACGACCAGACGCUGCUGGAGCAGAUGAUGGACCAGGAGGACGGAGUCAGACACCGCCAGGGCAAGAAGAGCUGGAAGAGGAGCUACAGCCUGUCGCUGCGGCGGCCGCUGCUGUCCUCACAGUCUAAGAAGGACACCAAGGUGCUGAUCGAGGACACAGACGACGAAGCCUUCAGUUAAAGGAGUAGAUCCACCAGACACGCUAACGUGGCUAACGGUGAAUGGGAGGAGUGGGAGCCAGUUAGCAUGAUGACGUUAGCAUCGUGCCGAUUGUUGGCCACUCGGUUUCAUUCACUGUUAGCAGAUGGUCCACCUCCCACCCACAUCAUCACGGAGCUGCCUCAGCAUCACACACACACACACACACACACACACACACACACACACACACACACACACACACAACCACACACACACAACCAUACACACACACACAACCACACACACACACACACACACACA